Molecule: messenger RNA, 1323 nt
Organism: Salmo salar (Atlantic salmon)
Lineage: Eukaryota; Metazoa; Chordata; Actinopteri; Salmoniformes; Salmonidae
Source: RefSeq, a predicted model, not a curated record
AUGUCCCGGGCCUACAAGACGGGCCCUCCUGCAGAAUUGGCCUACAAGACGGGCCCUCCUGCAGAAUUGGCCUACAAGACGGGCCCUCCUGUAGAAGUGGCCUACAAGACGGGCCCUCCUGUAGAAGUGGCCUACAAGACGGGCCCUCCUGUAGAAGUGGCCUACAAGACGGGCCCUCCUGUAGAAGUGGCCUACAAGACUGGCCCUCCUGUAGAAGUGGCCUACAAGACGGGCCCUCCUGCAGAAGUGGCCUACAAGACGGGCCCUCCUGCAGAAGUGGCCUACAAGACGGACCCUCCUGCAGAAGUGGCCUACAAGACGGGCCCUCCUGCAGAAGUGGCCUACAAGACGGGCCCUCCUGCAGAAGUGGCCUACAAGACGGGCCCUCCUGUAGAAGUGGCCUACAAGACUGGCCCUCCUGUAGAAGUGGCCUACAAGACGGGCCCUCCUGCAGAAGUGGCCUACAAGACUGGCCCUCCUGCAGAAGUGGCCUACAAGACUGGCCCUCCUGCAGAAGUGGCCUACAAGACGGGCCCUCCUGCAGAAGUGGCCUACAAGACGGGCCCUCCUGUAGAAGUGGCCUACAAGACGGGCCCUCCUGUAGAAGUGGCCUACAAGACGGGCCCUCCUGUAGAAGUGGCCUACAAGACGGGCCCUCCUGUAGAAGUGGCCUACAAGACGGGCCCUCCUGUAGAAGUGGCCUACAAGACGGGCCCUCCUGCAGAAGUGGCCUACAAGACGGGCCCUCCUGCAGAAGUGGCCUACAAGACGGGCCCUCCUGCAGAAGUGGCCUACAAGACGGAAGUGGCCUACAAGACGGGCCCUCCUGCAGAAGUGGCCUACAAGACGGGCCCUCCUGCAGAAGUGGCCUACAAGACGGGCCCUCCUGUAGAAGUGGCCUACAAGACGGGCCCUCCUGCAGAAGUGGCCUACAAGACGGGCCCUCCUGCAGAAGUGGCCUACAAGACGGGCCCUCCUGCAGAAGUGGCCUACAAGACGGGCCCUCCUGCAGAAGUGGCCUACAAGACGGGCCCUCCUGCAGAAGUGGCCUACAAGACGGGCCCUCCUGCAGAAGUGGCCUACAAGACGGGCCCUCCUGCAGAAGUGGCCUACAAGACGGGCCCUCCUGCAGAAGUGGCCUACAAGACGGGCCCUCCUGCAGAAGUGGCCUACAAGACGGGCCCUCCUGCAGAAGUGGCCUACAAGACGGGCCCUCCUGCAGAAGUGGCCUACAAGACGGGCCCUCCUGCAGAAGUGGCCUACAAGACGGGCCCUCCUGCAGAAGUGGCCUACAAGACGGGCCCUCCUGCAGAAGUGGCCUAG